Messenger RNA from Mya arenaria, 405 nucleotides. RefSeq names its product MAM and LDL-receptor class A domain-containing protein 1-like. Gene Ontology annotation, cellular component: membrane. NCBI's taxonomy places the organism in Eukaryota, Metazoa, Mollusca, Bivalvia, Myida, Myidae. The record is from RefSeq and is a predicted model, not a curated record. The transcript is spliced from 4 exons. The coding region runs from base 1 to 405 and encodes 134 amino acids.
AUGACACCUGGUACUGGUCCGGACACGGAUAAUACGUACGAGAAUAAAACAGCUUCCUACUUGUUGAUGGAUGCCAGCAAAAUGAAGGAAUCAGAGAGUACCAGUAUACACAUUACUGGAAUUCUGCUCCUUAAUCCGUUCAACCCAUCAGUCUGUAUAAUGUUUUACUAUAGCAUGUUCGGCAAGGAUAUGGGCAAGUUGACUGUGCUAGUAAACGGAGUAAGCAAGUUCGAGAUCAGCCCAGAGGUGGACAACAGGUGGAGGCGCCGAGAGUACGUCCACACAAUCAACUGCAUGUUUUUCUGCUGGCCUGUAGUGGAGGUGGAAAUUAGAGCGACCCGAGGACCGGGGCCUCUGUCUGACAUCGCUAUUGACGACUUAUAUGUCGGACCAUGUUCUCAUUGA